Bubalus bubalis (water buffalo) is the source of this 3301-nucleotide messenger RNA. It is a transcript of the gene PGAM5, whose product is annotated as PGAM family member 5, mitochondrial serine/threonine protein phosphatase. The coding region runs from base 1530 to 2396 and encodes 288 amino acids. NCBI's taxonomy places the organism in Eukaryota, Metazoa, Chordata, Mammalia, Artiodactyla, Bovidae. Gene Ontology annotation, biological process: positive regulation of mitochondrial fission. Gene Ontology annotation, cellular component: mitochondrion. The record is from RefSeq and is a predicted model, not a curated record. The transcript has 6 exons.
CCAGUCAUUCCAGUGAAUAUUCAGGGUUGAUUUGAUCUUUGUUUUACCCUAUCAGGAUUACCUGAAAUGUCUGUAAGUACUUGGAUGUGUAUCAUUGUUAAAAGAGUCAAAGCCACUCAGACAUUCUGUGGAAGGUUUCUGUACACGGCUGCACUUGUGACGCCGUCCUUGGUGGUGGCUGGCCACGCAGGGACCCGGUUUUGUUGGGGCUAGCACCUGUAACUCAUCUGGCUCUUCCAGACUCACAGGACUGGAUGCGCUUGCUUCUUGGCUUCCCUCAGUGAAGGCAAUUAAUAUUCCAUCUUCUCAGAUCAAUAACAAUCUGAUUUCCAGCUUUCAAAAUUUUGUCAGCUGAUCUCUUUGCUUGGUUUCUUCUGUGAAUUCAAGCACAUCUUUUUGAAUUUGUCCUUUUUAAAAAAAAUUUUUUUUGCUAUCAUUUUUCAUAAGUGACCUUCUGGAAGGAGACAUAAAUAUAUGGGUUUAAGACACCAUGUUCAUGCAGAGGUCUGGGUAUUUCUGUGGAAUACGUUCAUUCUUCAAAAUCCAGAGUGACUUUAAAAUGUAAAUCGGAUAUCACUUCCCCAUUUAAGUCUGCCAAGAUGAUCCAGCAGUUCCAUUUAGUUGUAUACACCCAGGAGAACAGAAAGCAGGGACUUGAAGAGACGUUUGUAUGCCAUGUUCACAGCAGCAUUAUUCUCAAUAGCUAAAAUGGGGAAACAACCCAAAUGUCCAUUGAUGAAUGAAGAGAUGUUGUCCGUCAAUACAGUGGAAUAUUAUUCACCCUUAAAAACGAAGGACAUUCUGACAGAUGACUCAGAUGAACCCUGAGGACGUUGUUAAGUGACAUAAUCCAGCUCCAAAGGACAAAUACUGUUUGACUCUAUUUCUUUCGGAUUCCUGGAGCAGUCGAUCUGAGACAGGAAGCAGGAUGGUGGAUGCCAAGGGCUGAGGACUUUAGUGUUUUAACAGGCACAGAAUUUUAGUUAGGGACGAUAAGAAAGUUCUGGAGAUGGAUCGCACAACAAAGAGAACGUGCUUAAUAUCCCUGAGCUGUACACCUAAAAGCGGUUACGUUGGUAAAUUCUGCAGUAUGUGUAUUUUGCCACCGUAAAAACAAAGCAACCAGCAAACCCUGCUGGAGUGUCCUAAUUCAUCUGAACCAGAACCUCAAAUUAUCCGAGGGUUCCACCUGGGCUUUUUCCGCAGGUGCAGGUGUAAGUACUUGGGUCGGGUCCCUGCCCAGACGGCUCAACCGGGGCUCCGUCCGAGCCCUCGCUCAACCGCAGAAACGAGUCGCACAGCAGGCCUCCGGCAGCGAGUCGACCAAAGGUCUCAGAACCACUGCCUACCACCCGGCUCCGCCUUUAUCCCUGGAAGUCACCGCGGCGAAUAAGGCGAUCGCGGCGGCUCCCGCGCAGCCAGCCGGCCGGAAGCGUACGUCCGACGAAGCGUGUCCCUCGCCGCACGCCGUCCACACCCGAGCGCGCCUGCGCGGAGCCCGUGUGGGGUCGACGCGGGACUUGACCGGCAUGGCGUUCCGGCAGGCGCUACAGCUGGCGGCCUGCGGCCUGGCCGGAGGCUCGGCCGCUGUGCUCUUCUCGGCAGUGGCGGUGGGGAAGCCCCGCGCGGGCGGGGACGCGGAGCCGCGCGUGGUCGAGCCCCCGGCGUGGGCGGGGACGUCGCGCCCCGGGCCCGGCGUCUGGGACCCCAACUGGGACAGGAGAGAACCACUGUCCCUGGUCAACCUGCGGAAGAGGAAUCUAGAGUCUGGAGAAGAGGAGCUGACGUCCAGGCUGGACCACUGCAAGGCCAAGGCCACACGGCACAUCUUCCUCAUCAGGCACUCGCAGUACCAUGUGGACGCCUCCCUGGAGAAGGACCGCACGCUGACGCCCCUGGGUCGUGAGCAGGCUGAAUUAACUGGUCUCCGACUUGCAAGCUUGGGGUUGAAGUUUAAUAAAAUCGUCCAUUCCUCCAUGACCCGUGCAGUAGAAACCACUGACAUCAUCAGCAAACACCUGCCAGGAGUCUGCAAGGUCAGCACAGACCUGCUGAGGGAAGGCGCCCCCAUCGAGCCCGACCCCCCCGUGUCUCACUGGAAGCCAGAGGCUGUGUAUUAUGAAGAUGGAGCGCGGAUCGAGGCCGCCUUCCGGAACUAUAUCCACCGGGCGGACGCCAAGCAGCAGGAGGACAGCUAUGAGAUCUUCAUCUGCCACGCCAAUGUCAUUCGCUACAUCGUGUGCCGGGCGCUGCAGUUCCCUCCAGAAGGAUGGCUCCGCCUUUCCCUCAACAACGGCAGCAUUACCCACCUGGUGGUCCGGCCCGAUGGCCGAGUGGCUCUCAGGGCCCUUGGGGACACAGGGUUCAUGCCUCCUGACAAGAUCUCCCGUUCCUGAGGGCCGCUUGGAGGCCCCGUGUCCUCCUUAGCCCCUCGCCGGCCUGGUGUGGGUGCCGCCAAGACCGCAGCUUCCCCCGUGUCCCCCCCACAGGCUGCGCAGCGGGGACAGCCACCUCUAGGCAGCAGGAAGGCAAAAGGAUCUGCAACACAGAGUUCUUAACUCACGGUCCAGGAAGGAAAAGGGAAGCACUUGGAUCAGACCAGCUUCAUCUCUUUCGCAGGGUGUCUGCCUCCUUCUCAUCCAGGACGAGCCUGAGGGGUCCAAGCAGGCCUGUUUGAGGGACUGGAUGAGGCCCCCCAGAUGCUGUGACUGUGGGGACCAGGCAGACACGGCAGCAGGCUGUCCGCCAGCAGAGCCCGUCAGGCAGGAGGAAGAGGAGGAGGGCGCAGCGCUUCUUCCGUUUGUAACUUAUUCUGCUUCGUACAUUCGUUUCCUAAAACUCUUGUCACUUACAUAAAGAUUUUCCUCAUCUGGUUCUUGCUUUGAAAACCACUUUCUCACUCCAAAGUCACACCUCCCUGUAGCUGUGGAAUCUGAACUUUUGUGUCGUGACGCCUUUCUGGACACACAGGAGGAGCACCUUGGCUGGUGAGGGAGGUGACUCAAGCUGCUGGCCUCGCCAGAGAGGCAGUGAUGAAUGCCUCAGGAGUGGCCCAUUUCAGUAAAACGUCCAACUGACAGUUCAGUCCUUGUUUGCCUCUGGCUGUUAAUCUUUCAUGCUUAUGGAUUAAAAUAUUUAGUAUGUCCAUCCCAAAUUUGUUAUUUUAGGAGAAAGUACAGUUUUUAUUAAGUGGUUAUGAACAUUUUCUGUAAUCAGUGCAACUAAUUGGAGUAUUUGAUGUUUCUGUCAAUUUUGGAAAUAACUACAAAAUAAAAUUUUAUUUUACUGGUUUUUCAAAGUA